This is a messenger RNA of Naumovozyma castellii, 1758 nucleotides long. RefSeq names its product Mup1p (gene MUP1). The coding region runs from base 1 to 1758 and encodes 585 amino acids. Lineage: Eukaryota; Fungi; Ascomycota; Saccharomycetes; Saccharomycetales; Saccharomycetaceae. The record is from RefSeq and is a predicted model, not a curated record. The transcript has a single exon.
AUGUCUGGCUCCAAGGGAUUCAUCUCCCAACUAAAUGUGUUCAAUAAGGACAACUAUCAAUUCGGAUCAUCCGACAAGACAUCCAAGGCAAAAAGUUCUACCACUGCAACUUCAGAAGAGGUAGGCUCCGAUGUUGAAGCCGGUCAGCAGUUUGUUACCGAAUUAGACCAAGGUGAAAAAAAAUUGGGUCUAGUAUCAUGUAUUGGGCUGAUUUGUAAUAGAAUGUUGGGUACAGGUGUGUUCGCCGUCUCAUCCACCAUUUAUACAUUAUGUGGUUCCAUAGGGCUGGCAUUAAUCAUGUGGGCCGUCGGUGCCAUUAUUGCCAUCUCAGGGUUGUACGUCUAUAUGGAAUUCGGUACUGCCAUCCCCAAGAAUGGUGGUGAAAAAAAUUAUUUGGAAGCCAUCUUCAAGAAACCAAGAUUCUUUAUUACAUCCAUGUAUGCCGCAUACGUCUUCUUCCUAGGUUGGGCUGCUGGUAACUCUGUCAACACCGCUGUCAUGUUCUUAACCGCUGCGGGCGCUGAUGUGACUACAUGGAAUCAAAGGGGUAUUGCCGUGGCAGUUAUAUUUUUCGCAUUCUUCAUUAAUUCAGUAAGUGUCAAGACCGGUCUUUACAUCCAAAAUGCAUUAGGUAUCUUCAAAAUAUUUAUUGUUCUUUUCAUUUCAGUCACAGGUUGGGUCGCACUUGGUGGUGGUUUGAAAGAUGGGUACCAAACUCAUAAUUUCCAUGAUGCAUUUGCCGGUACAGAAAAUGCUACUGCCUACGGUAUUGUUACCGCAUUGUAUAAUGUUAUCUGGUCAUUCGUUGGUUACUCAAACGUCAAUUACGCUCUUGGUGAAGUCAAAGACCCAGUCAGAACUUUGAAGAUUGCCGGUCCUACCUCCAUGGUCUUCAUCGCCAUUGUCUAUAUCUUCGUUAACGUUGCAUACUUCGCUGUGGUUCCAAAGGAAAAAUUAAUUUCUUCCAAAUUAGUCCUAGCCGCAGAUUUUUUCGAUAUUGUCUUUGGUGAACAUGGUAAGAAGGCUGCUGCUGCUUUCGUGGGACUAAGUGCCCUAGGUAACGUCCUCUCUGUUAUCUUCUCACAAGGUAGAAUCAUCCAACAAUUAGGUCGUGAAGGUGUUUUGCCAUUUUCAAAUUUUUUUGCAAGCUCCAAACCUUUUGAUUCACCAAUGGUCGGUUUGUUUCAACACAUGAUCAUCUGUUUGAUAACAUUCUUGGCUUUCCCUGCAGGAGAUGCGUAUUUGGCUAUCAGUAAUUUAAUCUCCUACCCAAUGAACAUUAUCAACUUUGCAAUCAGUGCCGGUUUACUUUGGAUUUACUAUCAAAGAAGACAGGGCAAAAUUGAGUGGAACCCACCAAUUAAAGCGGGUGUAUGCAUUACAACUUUCUUUAUGCUCUCAAAUGUUUAUUUGAUCAUUGCUCCAUACGUACCACCUUCUAAUGGAGAAUCUGUUUACGAAAGUUUACCAUAUUGGAUUCAUUGUGUUAUCGCAUGGGGUAUUUUCGCCAUUGGUGGUGUGUAUUAUCUUGUAUGGGCUCAAAUAUUACCCAGAAUAUACCACUACAAGUUGGAGACCAAGGAUAUACUGGGUGAUGAUGGAUUCUGGAGAGUUCAAAUUGUUAAAGUCUAUGACGAUGAGUCAAAGAACGUGCAAAACGAUGCUGAAGGUGAUUCACCUUCAGUUGAGAACAUUGAGUUGGAGAUGGUGGAGAGUAAGAAGGACGCAGAUGAAGGUCUUCACAGUAGGCUUUCCUAA